AUGCAAGAACCAUUCUCGGUCUUCUUCUCCCUCCUUAACUUCCUCGCGCAUCAAAAUGGUCUCUCUAAAGUCACAUCCAACAUACCUGCGUCGUAUCCAUUGCGCAAGUACUAUGUUCUUUUCGCGUACUUUGGAAUGGUCAGCUGGAUAUUUAGCAUGCUUUUUCACAUGCGAGAUUUCGAGUUUACAGAACAGCUGGACUAUUUUGCUGCUGGGGCAAGCGUACUGUACGGCUUCUACUACACCCCGAUCCGAAUAUUUCGAAUGGACCAAGGUGGAAAGAAGACAAAAUCAGUCCGGCGAUUCUGGACGGUUCUCUGCCUGUCGAUGUACGUGGCGCACGUUGCGUAUUUGAAAUUGUUCAAUUGGGAUUAUACGUACAAUAUGGCAGCAAACGUGAUACUAGGGGUCCUGCAGAACUCACUGUGGAGCUGGUUCAGUUUCAAGAAAUACAGAAAUUCGGGACGUCUUUGGGCUACAUGGCCCGGUCUGGCGGUUGCGUGGAUUAUACUGGCGAUGAGCUUGGAGCUGUUUGACUUCCCGCCGGUAUGGGGUUGCCUUGAUGCACACAGCCUGUGGCAUUUGGGAACUGUUGGUCCUACAAUGAUUUGGUACAACUUUCUACUGAAGGACGCGCAAGACGAUAUUGCAGGAGAGCGACUGAAGGCUUGA
This is a messenger RNA of Lachnellula hyalina, 672 nucleotides long. It is a transcript of the gene SPAC823.07, whose product is annotated as PER1-like protein. The record is from RefSeq and is a predicted model, not a curated record. Gene Ontology annotation, biological process: GPI anchor biosynthetic process. The transcript is spliced from 2 exons. Gene Ontology annotation, molecular function: hydrolase activity, acting on ester bonds. NCBI's taxonomy places the organism in Eukaryota, Fungi, Ascomycota, Leotiomycetes, Helotiales, Lachnaceae. Gene Ontology annotation, cellular component: endoplasmic reticulum membrane. Bases 1 to 672 code for a protein of 223 amino acids.